CGGGGGCCACCCGCGUCCUGAUCGCCGGGGCGGCCGGCCUGGGCCCAGGGGACGAGAUCCGCAUCACCGGGCCGAGCGGCUUCCCGCAGGACGAGGUGGUCGUCGGCGCGGUCCAGCCGGGGGUCGCCUCUCUCGUGGUGGCGGCCUCGGGCGCGAUCUGGGCGGGCGGCGAGGGCCUGCGGGCGGUGGAGCUCGCGUCGCCGCUGCGGGGCUCGUUCCCGGCUGGCUCCAGCGUCACCAGGCUCGCGAGGACGGCGGCCACGAUGCGUCGCGAGGCCCGCCCUGUCGCCGCGCUGGACGUCGGCCCCACGGCGCCGCCGAAGGGGGCGCCGACCAUCAUGCGUUGGACCUGGCCCGCGCCGGGGCCAGCGCCUGCGUCCGCCCCGGCGGCGGGCUGGGUGUGGUACACGCCCGAGGAGGAGCACCACCCGCACAAGGAGCCGCUGCGGUUCGAGGACUCGGCAUUCCUGUACUACCAGUUCGAGCCCCUCGAGGUGCGCGACGGUGGACACGUGAUAGAGAUCGCCGAGCUCGAGAUAUUGAACAAUGGCCACAAGGUCGACCUCUCAGGGGCGACCGCGAACACACCUGGUAGCCUCCUGCACGACGGCGGCUUCUCGAUGUCGCUGCUCAUCGACGGCAACGCCAGCUCGGUCUGGGUGGACGACUGGCUGGAGCCCAUCACGGUCCAGCUCUCCCAGCCCGCCAGCGCGGACGCCUUCGGUUUUGUCACGGGGGGCGCCCCCGAUCUCGAAGAGCAAACGACGGCCUGAACAGACACUUUCGGAGAUCCGCG
Molecule: messenger RNA, 796 nt
Organism: Prorocentrum cordatum
Lineage: Eukaryota; Dinophyceae; Prorocentrales; Prorocentraceae
Source: the annotation of a GenBank genome assembly